Papilio machaon (common yellow swallowtail) is the source of this 1434-nucleotide messenger RNA. RefSeq lists its product as uncharacterized. The record is from RefSeq and is a predicted model, not a curated record. Lineage: Eukaryota; Metazoa; Arthropoda; Insecta; Lepidoptera; Papilionidae. Bases 1 to 1434 code for a protein of 477 amino acids. Gene Ontology annotation, molecular function: protein binding. The transcript is spliced from 2 exons.
AUGGCAGAUAAAGACAAGAUUAGUGUGAUGGAGGAAUCAAUAGGGACCAUCAACCGGCCGCUGCCAGAUGACUUCCGUUCUUAUGUACCUUGGGCUUGCAAUCAGUUAGAACUGGAAUAUGCAGUAUUCGUUAACAAAAUUCAUCAAAGUGAGCAUCAUGACAUGGGCGUAAGUGAUCGCAGCAAAGGAAAAACGAGGAAAACAGUGCGCUCCCGAGCUGACGGCUUGUCCGAUAGAACUGAAGAGAAGACCGGCACCACGCAACAAGUCAGCUUCGUUGAAGAAGCUAUCAACAUUAUCGCUGUUCACGAUUCCAACGGAGAUUUAGUUCAGAUUAUAUUCUACAAGAACAGACACAUACCACGAAUUGUAAUCAAAAUUAUCGGUCUCAUAAUCAAAUUUCAUCCUCAAUUGAAUAGUGUUGAAUUCGAUCAAGGGGCUAAUUUAUACACUAUAUAUGAAUUUGAAAAGAUUUUACCACUCUCUAAUAUAACGGAAGUUUGCUUUGACGGAACAUUCAUUCCUGACGCGAACUAUGAAAUUUUACUAGACCACGAAUUAUUGCGAUAUUUGUCUUUAUCCAGAUGCAAAAUAGAAGAUGAAAUUAUACACAAUAUAGCUCUGAAGUUGGUUUACCCGAAUCCAGCGUCUAAAUCAUUAGCUAUACUAAAUUUAUCAUCAAACCGUAUAACCAACGAUGGUGCCAAAAGUUUGGCAUUUGCAUUACGUUCCAACAGAUGUUUAAUAUAUCUGAAUUUAUCCGGCAACAAACUUACAGACGAAGGUGCCGCAAGCAUUUUGGACAGUUUGCAAGAAUUUUGUUUAACUCCUGAAGAGAUAUUAGCUUCAAAGUCUCGUUAUUGCUCAUUUUAUCUGAAGAGAAAUAAAUUAAUAGCUAAAAAAGUAAAGGAAUUGAAAGAAAGUGAUUCAGAUAAGUCUUGGGCGAAGAAAAAAGGGACGAGAUCAGUUCCUUCAAGUGUAAGAAGGAAAACAAAAACUGAUAGAGAAGUAUCGCUUCACUCCGUUCACGAAAUGCUCGCGGGUAAUGUUGCAGGUUCAGAUAGCAAUCUCUUUGAUAGAGCUACGACAAUUGUUCAAAUGGCCUUUGGAGUCUUCAUCGAUCCAUUCUCAACUAGCAAUACUAUUGUUAAAGACGAAGCAUUAUAUUGUCUAGGAAAUAAUUCUUUGUUGUGUUUGAAUCUAGCGUAUAACGAUCUGAGUUAUAUUUUUGUGAGGAAACUGCUUGGUAUCUUGUUGUAUCAGAAGCAGGCGGAUAGAAAGCCUCGUGGCUUAAUCAAUGUGUGCAUUGAAGGUAACAAUUUGCCAUUAUCAUGUGAGGAAUACAGGCUUAUUGAGAGCAUCAUCGAAAGCGGUGUUCAACGCAAUCAACCAAUCAACAAAAAACGACAACAAUCAAAAGUAUUAUCUAGAUAA